This is a messenger RNA of Gekko japonicus, 2363 nucleotides long. RefSeq names its product calcium/calmodulin-dependent protein kinase I (gene CAMK1). The coding region runs from base 261 to 1331 and encodes 356 amino acids. NCBI's taxonomy places the organism in Eukaryota, Metazoa, Chordata, Lepidosauria, Squamata, Gekkonidae. The record is from RefSeq and is a predicted model, not a curated record. The transcript is spliced from 12 exons. Gene Ontology annotation, molecular function: calcium/calmodulin-dependent protein kinase activity; calmodulin binding; ATP binding. Gene Ontology annotation, cellular component: intracellular anatomical structure. Gene Ontology annotation, biological process: peptidyl-serine phosphorylation.
CCGCCCCCUCGUGGUGACAUCUCUGGGGAGGGGGCGAGGUGGAGAAGCUGGAGGGCUGGAGGGGAGCGACGCCGCCGCCGCUUGGAGCCCUGCGCGCAGCGGAGUGGGGAGGGGGACAAAGGGGCCACUCCCAGCCAGCCUGGCAGCCACCCCCGGCGGAGCCAGCGCAAACCCCCAUGCCCUAAGUUUGCUUCGUCUUUCCGUCCCGCUGCUCCUGGCCAGCUGGAGAUUGGGCCACCCAAUUCAGCCUGGGAAGAACCAUGCCUUUGGAGGAAGAUGAGCCCAGUUGGAAGAAACGAGCGGGAGAUAUCCGGGAGAUCUACGAAUUCCGGGAGGUGCUGGGAACCGGCGCCUUCUCCGAAGUGGUGCUGGCCGAAGAGAAGUCCACCCAGAAGCUGGUAGCCAUCAAGUGCAUUGCCAAGAAGGUGCUGGAGGGGAAGGAGACCAGCAUCGAGAACGAGAUUGCAGUGCUGCACAAAAUCAAGCACCCCAAUAUUGUGGCUUUGGAUGAUAUUUACGAGAGUGAUGGGCAUCUCUACCUCAUCAUGCAGCUGGUCUCAGGUGGGGAACUCUUUGACAGGAUUGUGGAGAAGGGAUUUUAUACGGAGCGAGACGCCAGCAAACUCAUCCGACAGAUCCUUGAUGCUGUCAAAUACCUGCAUGACAUGGGCAUCGUGCACCGUGACCUCAAGCCCGAGAACCUGCUCUAUUACAGUCUGGAUGAAGACUCCAAAAUCAUGAUCAGUGACUUUGGACUGUCCAAGAUUGAAGGCUCUGGCAGCGUCAUGGCCACGGCGUGUGGGACUCCUGGCUACGUGGCGCCUGAAGUGCUGGCACAGAAGCCUUACAGCAAGGCCGUCGACUGCUGGUCUAUUGGAGUCAUCGCCUACAUCUUACUAUGCGGCUACCCCCCUUUCUAUGACGAGAACGACACCAAGCUCUUUGAGCAAAUCCUGAAGGCCGAGUACGAAUUUGACUCUCCCUACUGGGAUGACAUAUCAGAAUCAGCCAAAGAUUUCAUCCGGCAUUUAAUGGAAAGGGACUCCAAGAAGCGCUUUACCUGUGAGCAGGCACUACAACAUCCGUGGAUUGCUGGAGACACAGCGUUGGACAAGAACAUCCAUCAGUCAGUUAGUGAGCAGAUCAAAAAGAAUUUUGCCAAGAGCAAGUGGAAGCAAGCCUUCAACGCAACCGCGGUGGUGAGGCAUAUGAGGAGGCUACAGCUGGGAACCAGCCAAGAUGGACCUGGUCAAGCCAUGCAGGAGAGCAACGGUUCCAGUAGCAGCGAGGAGUCCUUGGGGAAUGGCUCUCACCGUCAACCUGAAGCCUGAGCCUUCAUCAGGGGACAGAGGAACCAACAGCAGUGCCAGCACCUACCCCCAGCGGGGUGGGCCCAACUCCAAGCCCAACUCCACCAUGCUGCCACAAGCAGAGCCAGGGAAGGGUCUGGGACUGCCACGACACCCCUCCCUCCCAGCAAAGAGUGGCUGCACCCCGUGGCAGGGGAAUGGAAAGUUCCCCCUGUUAAGGAUAUCACCCUCCCAAACCUGGAGAUGGGAGCUGAUCCGCCAUACGCCACACGCUUUCGUGGAGAUGCUUCUCCCGUCCAUUCGUCCCACCACAAAUUGGCCCACCGCUGGCCCCCAGCCGACAGGACCUGCCUGAGCCCUGUGCUCACCCCUCAACCCAAGCCAAAAAUGAAACCCUUCUCCUUGCACUCCAUCAUGUGGUUGCCAAAGAAAGAAAGAAAACGCCCCAAAGUCCAUUCAGGCCCCUUCACAACACAGGUCCCGGUAGGGAUGCAGAUCCAUGGAUCUGGAAGACACCCAAAAAGGAAAGGCGAGAAAAUCCACCCCACCUCCCAACUGACUCACGCAGUCCAGACCAAAGCGGAGACCAGCAGCAUAGUAUGAAGAGUUCCACGGGGCCAGCCCUUCCAGGUGGAAUGUCACAUGCCUAGCCGGGGGAGAGGAGGCCGCUUUGUUUAUUGGGGGAGCAGCUGUUCUGUCUUGCAGCAAGGGCUCGAUCUGGGGAAGGGUGUGUGCAUUUCUGCCUCCACCUAACAGAAAUGGAAGUAGGCAGAAGGGGCAUCGCUUUGGUAGAGCCCAGCUGUACCUCUGCUUGAUGGUAUUUGGCUGCCUGUGGGUGAAAACUGGUAAUUGUUAAGACUGGCAGUAUGCUAGCAUUAUCUACUCCCUCCAAACAAGUGAACUCUAGAACCAGUUCUGCAGAUUUUCAGUGUGGUUUGGGUUGAACCGGAUUAUGGUAGGCACCUAUUGGCUGGUGCCCAUAACAUCACCCCAACACCUCCCACCCCAACACACAGUUUUGCAGCUGUUUUUAAAAUGUUUUGUGGAUUUUAU